AUGACCUUGAAAAAUCGAAGCUUCGUUUUCGACAGGAAAUUCGAAAAUGUGAGCGCGAAGGAGAGUAAAAUCUCCGACUGCGAAAAAAUGAAGGAAAAAUGCGACGAGCGCGACCAAAAAAAGUUGACCUGGAAGAAGGUCAACUAUUUUGCGCCCGAGACCUUCAAUGCGAUCAAGCAGAACAUGCAAACGGCGACGCAGGCUGCUGGAGCAGACAUGCAGAAUAUCGGCAUGAGCGUCGACAAAAACAUGGUCAAAACGCCUGCACGAGUUCUUCAUGCUCCAGAUAUGCAUUACGGCGAUGGGAAGCAACAUCCAAACAAUGGAACGUGA
Messenger RNA from Oikopleura dioica, 333 nucleotides. Lineage: Eukaryota; Metazoa; Chordata; Appendicularia; Copelata; Oikopleuridae. The record is from the annotation of a GenBank genome assembly.